AUGUCGUGGAGUUCCAUUUGCCGUAGUGAGCCCAGAUGCCUGGGCUGCCACCCGUCCCGACGGCCCCCCGGGUGGCUACAGGAGGAGAAAGGCGCGGGGCCAGGAAAGCUGAGGGACGAGAUGGCCGCCUGCGGCAGCUCAGUUAAAAUGCAGCGGAAGCAGCAACCAGUCACGGGGCUGCGGCAGGCAGGGCAGCAAGGUGGCGCUGCCGCCGAGCGCCUAGAGCCUGAGCGCCCAUCAUGGCGGCAAGGGCAAUGGCCGCUGUGGGGAGCGAGCACGCCCCCUCCGCGCGCACACGCUGCCGUGCCGGGCCUCGGGGGCCCGUCACCGGAGCCGCCGCCGCCGCCGCCGCCGCCGCCCGCUCUCCGACCCCCCCUCACGGGCUGUAGCGGAAUUUUCUCUUCAGACACCGCCUUCAAGAUGGCGGCUCCCCCUCCCGACAUCCCCCUCAAUCGUCCCCUGCAGCAGGCGCCGAGCCGCCGCCAUCUUGUCCCCCGUCCCUCCCCCCCUCGCCGAUAUUUACAUAGCGAAAAUCGGCCCGGCCGGCCUGCGGCCUUCACCUCACGCCUGCAGCCUUCGCCUCCUUGCCAGGCCUCGCCCCCGCGCGGUGCCCCCGGCAGGCCGCAGCGCCGACCCGACGCCCCUCCGCCGCCUCCCGGGCCACCGGGCGACCCUCCCCCAACCUCCGCCCGUUCACGGAGCGCGCCUCCGCCGCCGCUCGGGGCAGCCGGGCUCCUCCCCGGGCCUAACUGCGGCCUCCUCGGGGCCUGCUCGGCGCCACGCGCCGCACCGCCCGGCCUAGCGCGGAAGGGCGCCUCGCGGGCCGCCGACCAGGCCGGGACCAGGCCGCUGCGCGCGCGCUAG
Prionailurus viverrinus (fishing cat) is the source of this 864-nucleotide messenger RNA. Its product is annotated as formin-like protein 5. Bases 1 to 864 code for a protein of 287 amino acids. The record is from RefSeq and is a predicted model, not a curated record. NCBI's taxonomy places the organism in Eukaryota, Metazoa, Chordata, Mammalia, Carnivora, Felidae. The transcript has a single exon.